AUGGCAAAGUCCCCAGUCGCCGAGCCAUCACCGGCAGAAAUUCCCAGUCCAACACCAGGUGCGACCGAGCCCAACAACGACGAGAUAGCCGUGGUCGAGACCGAAGAUAGAGCGCAGGAAGGCGAGCAGCAACAGCUGCAGCCAGCAAAAAAGACGAAGAAGAUCAUCCGGCGCAAGAAGCGACCAGCCCGAGUACAGGUGGACCCGUCAGUCGUGAAGUCAGAACCGCCGCCACAGACGGGCACAAUCUUCAACAUCUGGUUUAACAAAUGGUCGGGCGGCGACCGCGAAGACAAAUAUCAGUCGAACCAGCCGGCGCCGGGGCGGUGCAAUGUCGCGCAGGACAGCGGAUACACACGGGCAGACCGGGUGCCGGGAUCAUAUUUCUGUUUGUUUUUCGCAAUGGGCACAUGUCACAAGGGCCCCGAGUGCGAGUAUCUGCACCGGCUGCCGGGGCUGCACGACCUGUUCAAUCCCAACGUGGACUGCUUCGGGCGGGAGCGGUUUAGUGACUACCGCGACGACAUGGGCGGUGUGGGAUCGUUCAUGCGCCAGAAUCGCACGCUCUACGUCGGCCGCAUCCACGUCACCGACGACAUCGAGGAGGUUGUUGCGCGCCACUUCGCCGAAUGGGGUCAGAUCGAGCGCACGCGAGUUUUGACCGGCCGCGGCGUCGCCUUCGUCACCUACACCAACGAGGCCAACGCCCAAUUCGCCAAGGAGGCCAUGUCCCACCAGAGCCUCGAUCACGAGGAGAUCCUCAACGUGCGCUGGGCUACCGUCGACCCCAACCCGCUCGCGCAGAAGCGCGAGGCCCGCCGCCUGGAAGAACAGGCUGCCGAGGCCGUGCGCCGCGCCCUGCCCGCCGCCUUCGUCGCCGAGAUCGAGGGCCGUGACCCGGAGGCCAAGAAACGGAAGAAGAUCGAGGGCAGCUUUGGUCUGCAGGGCUACGAUGUUCCCGACGACGUGUGGCAUGCCCGUACCCGCCAGUUGGAAGAUACCGGGUCCGGUGCUGCUGCUGCUCCCGCUGAAAUCGAGGCCCCCGACCAGCCCCUUCUUCUUGAAGCUGCUGCUUCGGCGCAAGCUGUCCCGGCCCCUGUGCCCGAAGCACCCGCGCAGUACGGUGGCAUCUUCUCCAGCUCCGCUGUUGCAGCACUGCAGGGGCUCGCUGGUGGAACAGUUUCGACGCAAGCGGCACCUAAACCAGCUGGAGGGCCGUUAGUAGGCUACGGGAGUGACGACAGCGACUGA
Penicillium alfredii is the source of this 1251-nucleotide messenger RNA. RefSeq names its product active spliceosome conformation promoter CWC2 (gene cwc2). Bases 1 to 1251 code for a protein of 416 amino acids. Gene Ontology annotation, molecular function: pre-mRNA binding; metal ion binding; U6 snRNA binding. NCBI's taxonomy places the organism in Eukaryota, Fungi, Ascomycota, Eurotiomycetes, Eurotiales, Aspergillaceae. The transcript has a single exon. The record is from RefSeq and is a predicted model, not a curated record. Gene Ontology annotation, cellular component: U2-type catalytic step 2 spliceosome; U2-type catalytic step 1 spliceosome; Prp19 complex.